CUAUGUUUGAGUGGCCCUGAUUGACAUGUGGUAGCUUGCUUACCCAGAGGAAGGUAUUGAGGACUGAACUGGAUGUAGUUUGGCUGUGGCUCAAUAGAGGGAGUAGAGGAGCUGAGUGAGGGCAAGCGAAAGAACGUGUCUGGUUAAGUGAGUGUUGUGUGUGCGCACCAGGAGGAGGAGGGGCAGGCUGGGGGUGGUUGCCUCCAGCUGCUCCACCCUCACUUUGUCAGCAGGUAGAGAGCGUGAUUGCAGUCCCAGGGGGGAGAGUCAGAGCUAGAACACCAAUUACAAACCACAGGCUUCCUGCUCUAGGGAGUUGAUCCAGAAUUGUCUUUCUGGAAGGGAAGCACUCGAAUCCUUCGGAACUUUCCAAGUCCAUCCAUGAUUCAGAGACAUUGCCUUCACCCUCUGGGUUUUCUGUGUUUCUGGUAGUGAAUUGUUGCUGAUGCAUUUGCUACUUCUUUUCUCUUUCAAGAUUUGAUCGUUUUAUAUGCUGUUCGGAGAGGAAAAGAACCUUUGUUAGAAAGAUUUCAGAAAUAACUUUGGACCUUCUCUAAGUGAUUUUAGAGUUCUUGGGGACAGUAGCUCUCAUCCUGGAGUAAGUUUCUGCCUUUGACCUGCAUGGAUUAUUUUUUCAGGCUGUGGAAUUUCUCGGCACCUACCUGUAGUGUGGGGCACUUGGUUUGGUUGCAGAGUAAGAAGGUGGAAGAAUGAGCUGUAUUUGGUUAAGCAGUUGAAACCUUUUAUGAGCAGGAUCUGUAAAAGCAUAAUUGAAUUUGUUUCACCCCCCGUGGAUUCCAGUGGGCCCGACAGCGCAACAGGUUUGCAGAUUUCUUUUGAAAUUCUAUUUUUCCCCUCCCUCUGCCUCAGCAAAAGAAAAAACAAUCUGUAUAACAGGUUCACCUUCAAUUGCUUGGCUUUUCAACAUUUAUUAUGAAGACUUUAAAAGAUUCUAAACUUGACCUUGGAGCACAGCGGGUUUUGUGAGUGAAGUGCAUUUAUACUUAUUUAAGAGUGCACAUUUAAAAUUUUUAUUCUGUGUUUGUACAGAGACCCAAAUUCUCCUAUGUGUCUAGAAAUAGCAGAGAUCUGCUCUACUCAGGCUUAUUUGUAUUUUUUCAGGGUUUUCUAUUUAGAGCCUGUGACUGGUCAUCUCACUGCUCCCCCUGUCUUUUAUUCUCCACCCCCUCAAGGAAUUUGAAACGUGUUAGGAAUAGUCCUUUGUUUUUCUUAUGAAUCUAAAAAAAUUACCGAUUAUAAGAUCUGGCUAUUAAAACAGUUUCCAAAAGCAUUUCAUGGGAAAUCAAAGUGCUUGGUAUUCUCAAGCUGGAGAAAAAAUCUGGAAUUCCUAGGCAAGAAAGGAAAAUGGAGAUAGAAAUAAUGAAUUUUAGCUGGGAAAAAUAACUGGGACGUUAACUUUUUCAAGUAUUUUAAUUAUGACAGUUGGAAAGAUUAUGAUGCUCAGGAUUAUACUAUAACAUGUGAAGAUAUAUAAAUUAGCUCCUGAUUUAUAGGCAACUUUUGGUAGAACACAAAAAAAUAUAGUAUGUCUUAAGUUCAUGGAAAGUAUGUAAAUUCAGUGGGCCUAGAACUUUGGCUACAUUGAAAUACAGUCUAAUGUGGAAACUUCUAAAUACAUGAUGUAGCAUCUUUGGACAUCCCUCAAAGUGUGGUCUGAAAUUUUUAUUACAUUCUUUCUUUUCCCCUGUUAAGAAAAAUUCUCCUUGUGGUCUUUAGUCAUUUACCAUUAAGAAAUUCUGUGGCUUGAAAAGGGUCAUCUCUUCAUUUUCUGAGCUGGAGUUGUUCACUCUCACCUUUGAUGCAUGGCCUUAGCUGUUUACUUUGCCUUGUUUUGUCCAUGAACAUUGGAUUUAGUGCCUGGCAACUUGAUGCAUAUGGAAGAGCAACACCAAGUGAUCUGACCUAAUAAAAAUUCACGAUGUGACUUUCAGUCUCAAGCAAAGUUGGAAAUUCCAAAGAGAAGCGGUGAUAUCUUUACUAGUCAGAGCAAAGAUGGGAGAAAAUGACAUACCGGCAGCAGAAGUGGGCUGAAAACCCCCUCUUCUCUGCCCAACCAGGAAUGCCACCUGUUCUUGGAAAUAUACUUUAGAGAAAGAAAGGGCCAAAAGUACUACUUGCCUUUCUGAAACUGAAGCAUAAAUUCUCUUUUCUUCCAUUUGUCUGGAUCCAAUAACCUGCAUUUGGUACUAGCUGGUGGAAGCAGUAUGUAUGGCCAAAGUGCUUUGCUGCAGCUGGUAGCAUGAGUGCUGGCCACCAGCUGCAGCUGGCUGCCCUCUGGCCCUGGCUGCUGAUGGCUACCCUGCAGGCAGGCUUUGGACGCACGGGACUGGUACUGGCGGCAGCGGUGGAGUCUGAAAGAUCAGCAGAGCAGAAAGCUAUUAUCAAAGUGAUACCCUUGAAAAUGGACCCCACAGGAAAACUGAAUCUCACUUUGGAAGGUGUGUUUGCUGGUGUUGCUGAGAUAACUCCAGCAGAAGGAAAAUUAAUGCAGUCCCAUCCUCUGUACUUGUGCAAUGCCAGUGAUGAUGAUAACCUGGAACCUGGAUUCAUCAGCAUCGUCAAGCUGGAGAGUCCCCGACGGGCCCCACGUCCCUGCCUGUCCCUGGCCAGCAAGGCGCGGAUGGCGGGUGAGCGAGGAGCCAGCGCCGUCCUCUUUGACAUCACUGAGGACCGAGCUGCCGCCGAGCAGCUGCAGCAGCCCCUGGGGCUAACUUGGCCAGUGGUGUUGAUCUGGGGUAAUGAUGCGGAGAAGCUGAUGGAAUUUGUGUACAAGAACCGAAAGGCCCAUGUGAGGAUCGAGCUGAAGGAGCCCCCGGCCUGGCCAGAUUAUGAUGUGUGGAUCCUCCUGACAGUGGUGGGUACCAUCUUUGUGGUCAUCUUGGCUUCAGUGCUGCGCAUCCGGUGCCGUCCCUGCCACAGCAGGCCGGAUCCCCUGCAGCAGCGAACAGCCUGGGCCAUCAGCCAGCUGGCCACCAGGACGUACCAGGCCAACUGCAGGAGGGCCCAUGUGGAGCAGCCAGACUCAGGUAGCAGCUGCAGCUCUGCCCCUGUGUGUGCCAUCUGUCUGGAGGAGUUCUCUGAGGGCCAGGAGUUACGGGUCAUUUCCUGCCUCCAUGAGUUUCAUCGUACCUGUGUGGACCCCUGGCUAUAUCAGCACCGGACUUGCCCCCUCUGCAUGUUCAACAUCGUAGAAGGAGAUUCAUUUUCCCAGCCCCUGGGACCCUCUCGAUCUUACCAAGAACCAGGUCGGAGACUCCAUCUCAUUCGUCAGCAUCCUGGCCACGCUCACUACCACUUUCCUGCUACCUACCUGUUGGGCCCUUCUCGGAGUGCAAUGGCUCAGCCCCCACGACCUGGUCCUUUUCUGCCAUCUCAGGAGCCAGGCAUGGGCGCUCGGCACCACCGCCUCCCCAGAGCUGCACAUUCCCGGGUUCCAGGUGAACAGCAACGCCUGGCAGUGGCCCAGCACCCCUUUGCACAGGCCUGGGGGCUAAGCCGCCACCAGUGUACCUCCCAGCACCCCACAACUUGCCCGGUGCCCCUGCGCCGGGCCAGACCUCAUGAUAGCAGUGGGUCUGGAGAAAGUUAUUGCACGGAACGCAGUGGAUACCUGGCAGAUGGGCCAGCAAGUGACUCCAGCUCAGGACCCUGUCAUGGCUCUUCCAGUGACUCAGUGGUCAACUGCACAGACAUCAGCCUUCAAGGCAUCCAUGGCAGCAGUUCUACUUUCCGCAGCUCCCUGAGCAGUGACUUUGACCCCUUGGUGUACUGCAGCCCUGAAAGGGAUCCGCAGGGGGAGGAGACGCAGCCUCGCAUAACCUCUCGGCCCCGUUCCUUGGACUCGGUGGUGCCCAUAGGGGAAGCUGAGGUUUCCAGCCAUGUCCACUACCACCGGCACCGGCACCACCACUACAAAAAGCGGUUUCGGUGGCAUGGCAGGAAGCCUGGCCCAGAAACUGGGGUCCAGCACUCCAGGCCUGCUGUUCCUCGGACACAGCCCCAGCCAGAGCCACCUUCUUCUGAUCAGCAAGUCAUCAGGUCCAACUCAGCAGCCCCUUCUGGAGAGCUCUCCAACCCACUAUGGCCCACGGCCCUCCCUGAGCUCCCUGACCCAACCGAAGCCUCCAGCCCCUGUCCCAAUCCUAGCAGUCCCUUCAGCUUGCAGAAAUCCACCCUCUCUGUCCGACACCCACAGAGGAAACGGCGGGGGGGUCUUUCAGAGCCCACUCCAGCCUCUCAGCCCCAGGACUUGACUGUGCACCCAAGUUGCCAGAUUUUUCCCCAUUAUAGCCCCAGCCUGGCAUAUUCCUGGUCUCCAGAGGCUCACCCCUUGAUCUUUGGACCUCCAGGCCUGGACAGGAGGCUGAUACCAGAAACUUCAGUCCCCUGUUACUCAAAUUCACAGCCAGUGUGGUUGUGUCUGACUCCACGCAGGCCCCUCGGACCACACCCACGUGGGGAGGGACCUUCUGAAUGGAGUUCUGACAAUCCUAAGGGCAGACCAUGCCCUUAUCCACACUGCCAGGUGCUGCCAGCCCAGCCUGGCUCAGAGGAGGAGCUCGAGGAGCUGUGUGAACAGGCUGUGUGAGAUGUUCCGGUCAAGUUUCAACCAAGAAUCUGCUCUGGAUGACUCUGGGGCCUACCUGGUACAGAGUCCCACGCCUGGAAGAAGAAAGGACCCUGGCAAACACCCCUUUUUUCCGCCACAUUUCCUGGAAGCAAUGAAAGAGGAGUGGUGAUGGUGGGGGAUGGGAGGUGCUGUUUCCUGCUCCCAGUUUCAGACCUUGUCUGCAGAACACAUCUGCAGUACAACAACUCUGUGUGCAGCCAGGCAACCAGCUACAGCCUGCGUGCAUGUGUGGGCUAGAUCCCCUGAAGGCUGAGUGUUUUCAGGGCAGACAGCUUGAUAGGGAUAGCUAGGUAUGACAGAGGUAUUGCUCCUUCUCCCAGUCCUACAAGGUCUCCCUGUCCCAGGCUUUCAUGUUCAUACCAGCCAACGGGUUCAGCAGAACGCAUGACCCUUUAUUACCUGCUUCCCCAGCAGAGCGUUGGCCCCUCCACAGUAAAGCUGCUACAUCAGGGGCAACUCUGGCUCUAUCAUUUUCCUUCUUUGUCAAAAGGACCGGGAGUGUAGGUGAGCCCUGAGCCUUAAAAAAGAGGGCUCUCUGAAGCUUUUUCAGGCAGUGUCUGCCCUGGUGCAUAAUGGAGGAUGUUUCUCCUUUCUUGUCCUUAAAUGGUUCUUAAAUUGUCAGAGCCACUAUAUUAAGUCAAAAUAAAACUUGACUUAUUAAGACUGGCCUCUGGGAAGCCAGGAUGUGGAGUUCUAAACCUGAGGUGGGUUCAGCACCUUGAAGGACCCAGAAUGAAGCCACUGAUCUUCAAAUUCCCUGUGACUCCAGCACCUGGAGUUCCUCUGGGGGUUGGGAAUAGGGAUAGUGGGUAGGGAAAAAAAAUCUUCCUUGAAGGUCUCCUGUCUCAAAGUCCCAAAGGAGAGAAUGUCUGCUGGAGUUCAUCUGGGAAGAGAAAGGAUGGAGUGAAGGUAGAAAAAGCAGAAUUAUAGCUGAGCAGAGACAAAGGCUUUUUCUCUAAAAGUUUUGUUUCAGAGCAGGGAUGGAGAACAGAGGAAAAGCAAAGUGUGACUCUUGGGUUUGGAGGGCUCAGAAGCCCAGCUCCCCCAGUAUAAGCCACACAGGCCAGGGCCCCACAGGAUGGUGUGUAUGCCAGAGUAUAGUUGGGCAGGGAGUCUAGGCCAAGCAGCUUAUACCAAGUGGGCAAGGGCUAAGGGGCCUCCCGAGGAUGACACUCACCCCAGGGCAGCCUGACUAUUGCUGGUCCCUCAGGCAUUAUCUCAUUUGGAAUGUGAAUGUGGGGGCAGAGAGGACACACACAAGAUCCCACUUGGGAACCUUCUUCCCUUAGUCAGUGGGGAGAAUAGCACCUAGGCACCCACAUGGGUAUUUAUAUCUGAACCAGACAGAAAGACGCUUGAAUCAGGCACUAUGUUGAAAAAUGUAUUUAUUUGCUAAUAUAUUUAUCCAUAAAUGCAA
Molecule: messenger RNA, 6068 nt
Organism: Otolemur garnettii (small-eared galago)
Lineage: Eukaryota; Metazoa; Chordata; Mammalia; Primates; Galagidae
Gene: RNF43
Product: ring finger protein 43
Exons: 9
Coding region: 2261-4609 (782 amino acids)
Biological process (GO): ubiquitin-dependent protein catabolic process; Wnt receptor catabolic process
Molecular function (GO): ubiquitin protein ligase activity; frizzled binding
Source: RefSeq, a predicted model, not a curated record